CACUUUUCAACACACUGAACUGAGUUGUGAUUGUGAAACAAACAACCAAGGGUUCCAGCACGUAAAAAUGGCUGCAACCAGAUAUCGUCGUUUUCUUAAGCUUUGCGAGGAAUGGCCAAAAGACGAAUCGAAAAGAGGUCGCGAUUUAGGGACAUUUUUACGUCAAAAGGUUGCCAGUGCUUUCAGGGAAGGGGAAAAUACACAGAUUUCAGAUCCAGAAAAAUGUGACAUGAUGUAUGAAAGUUUGGCCCGCAUCAACAGUAACAUGUACAAAGAAAAGUUCCCACGAGCAAAAGAUACAAGUUUUACAGGUGUAACAGUGGAAGAGUGUCGAAUGCUUUUGGCAACAGGAAACAUGCAACAGACAGAUGAAGAGAAAAAGGGGUUAUGGCAAACUGUAAUGGAUCGCUUCUCCUCCAAACCUGAAGAUCGGCCAACUUCUGAGAAAUCAGAAAAAUAAUCACACUGUACAGACUGUAUUUAUUACCCUUUGCACUUUUUCAAAUAAAACGAUUAAGAUGUAAA
Molecule: messenger RNA, 525 nt
Organism: Triplophysa dalaica
Lineage: Eukaryota; Metazoa; Chordata; Actinopteri; Cypriniformes; Nemacheilidae
Product: ubiquinol-cytochrome-c reductase complex assembly factor 2
Exons: 4
Coding region: 68-460 (130 amino acids)
Biological process (GO): mitochondrial respiratory chain complex III assembly
Cellular component (GO): mitochondrial matrix
Source: RefSeq, a predicted model, not a curated record